Molecule: messenger RNA, 1194 nt
Organism: Entrophospora sp. SA101
Lineage: Eukaryota; Fungi; Glomeromycota; Glomeromycetes; Entrophosporales; Entrophosporaceae
Source: the annotation of a GenBank genome assembly
AUGGAUUCAAACUCUGUUAUUCUAUCAUCAACCAAUGGCGAUGAGGAGGAAGAGGAAGAAUGGAUUAUUUCAAAAUCUUGUAAAAAUAUACAUAAACAAAUUGGCACAAAAUUGGAUGAAGAAGAAUUGUUGGAUUUGAUUGAUACGGGCAGUUAUAUACAUUUAUCUUCUUCUUCAUCUUCAUAUACCACCACUGCUACAAACUCUACUAGCUCUCCAUCCUCGUCUUUUUCUUCUAAUUCCAGAAAAAGAUCAUUGUCAAUGAUUUCUGAUGAAGAAGUAGGUGAAUUAAGAGCAGUUGAUGAUGAUUAUGGUAAUGUUAGUAGCAGUAGUGAUGGGCAUUUUCAUUUUAACAAGAAAUCAUGUAAGGUGAAAAAAAUUGAUAAGAGUUUUACUUCAAUGAAAUGCAGAAAGCCAAAUAAAAAUAAAAAUAUUAUAAGAUGGACAAGUGGUAAUCAAGAAAUUGAUAUUUUAUUGCGAGAAAUUAAAAGUAUUAAAGGACAAAAUGAAAAUACCUUUUUAUGGAUUGAUUUUGAAAAAUUUAAAGAUAUAUGUGAAAUUGGUAAAGGUGGGUUUGCAACAGUUUACCGUGCAAUGUGGAUUAGAUCACUCAAGAUAUAUAUUAAGGCAUCAAUUCAGAUAUCAAGUUUAUUACCAAUAUAUGGAAUAACGCAAGAUUCAGUCACUAAAGAUUACAUGAUUGUGAUGAAGUAUAUGCCUCACGGUAAUCUCUAUCGAUUUAUGAAAACAAGACCAAAAAUAAUGACAUUAAAGGAAAAACAACAACUGAUUCAUGAAAUUAUUAGGUCUCUUCACAAACUGCAUUUUGCUAAUUUGAUUCAACAAAAUUUACACGGUGGGAAUAUUUUGAUAAAUUAUCAUGAACAAGACCCACCUAUAGAUGAUGGUUACAUUUAUAGUGUAGGAAUUAUAUUGUGGGAGAUAUUUUUAGAACAACUGGCAUUUUAUAAUAGAUCUCAUGAUUCAAGGUUACAAUUGGAAAUUUCAGAUGGUUUGCGACCUAAUGUUGUUGUUAAUGGUAUACCCAAAUGUUUUAUCGAGCUCAUGAAAAAAUGUUGGGAUAACUGUUCAAAAAAUCGUCCAACUAUUGAAGAAGUUUUAGCAAUGUUGGAUAGAUGGCAUUUAUUGCCUGAUGAUUCAGAUGAUUCUUCUCCCGGUGAAGGUAUUUGUUGA